Messenger RNA from Mus pahari (shrew mouse), 2588 nucleotides. Its product is annotated as tripartite motif-containing protein 34A. Bases 345 to 1802 code for a protein of 485 amino acids. The transcript has 8 exons. The record is from RefSeq and is a predicted model, not a curated record. NCBI's taxonomy places the organism in Eukaryota, Metazoa, Chordata, Mammalia, Rodentia, Muridae. Gene Ontology annotation, molecular function: zinc ion binding; protein binding.
GGUUUGGAGUUUCAGUUUCUUUUCUCCGCAGCCAGAAAGGGAGGGGCUGCUGGUUGGCCGACUAAACCCAGCGCGCCUGACUUUUCUUCACCGCUUCUGCCUGGAGGAACGAUCUCACCUUCCGGGCCGGAGGUGAGGGUCCAAAGAUUCUGUCUAGUCAGAGUGAAAAUUGUGUGCUUUCAACCAUCCUAUUAUCUACCUUGAAGGAUACUUAGAGGCUGUGUUGUCCUUCGUUGCCUGGAGAACUGACUCACCAUUGUUUUAGAAUCUGCCUAGCCAUUCACCAGUCCUAAAGAAAGAAGAGCCUCAGAGAUCAGGACCAGAAAAGAUACAGGGGCAACAUAAUGGCCUCAAGAGGUCCAACGGAGAUACAGGAAGAGGCCACUUGCCUUGUCUGCAAAGGGCUUUUGACAGAAGCCCUGAUUCUAGGCUGUGGCCACCAUGUAUGCCAAGCCUGCCUCACCAGGAACAAGAAUGCAGUGAUCAACCCCAGACGGAAAAGCAGCUGUCCUGUGUGUGGUACUAGAUUCUCACUGGAAAGUCUACAGGCUGGUACUCAUCUGGCAGAUGUAGUAGAGAGACUCAGGGAAGUUAAGUUGAACCCUGACAUUAGGAAAAAGAGAGAUCUCUGUGUACACCAUGGAGAGAAGCUCCUUCUCUUCUGUAAGGAGGACAAGAAGGCCAUCUGCUGGGUUUGUGAGCGUACUCAGGAGCAUCGUGGUCACCACACAUUCCUCUGGGAGGAAGCAGUCAGGGAAUGUCAGGAGAAUCUCCAGAAAGCUCUCAAGAGGCUGAGGAAGGAGCAGGAGAAGGUGGAGACAUUGGAAGCUGACAUCAAAGAAGACAGACUUUCCUGGAAGAGCCAGAUCCAGACUGAGAGACAAAGGAUACAAACCAGCUUUAAUCAGCUUAGAAGAAUCCUGGACAAGGAGGAACAGAGAGAGCUGAAAAGACUCAGGGAAGAGGAGCAGAUGAUACUAGACAGCCUGGCGGAGGCAGAGGCUGAGCUGGCUCAACAGAGCCAGUUGGUGGAAGAACUUAUCUUGGAUGUAGAGCGGCGGUGUGAGUGGUCAGAUACAGAGCUGCUGCAGGAUAUGAGUGGUAUCUUGAAAUGGAGUCAGAUCUGGACACUGAAGAAGCCAAAAGCAGUUUCUAAGAAACUGAAGAUGGUAUUCCAAGCUCCCGAUCUGAGUGGCAUGCUACAAAAGUUUAGAGAGCUAGGAGCUGUCCGGGCCUACUGGGACGACUUCACAUUUAAUCCAGAAAACCUAAAUUUGAAUCUUAUACUUUCAGAAGACCACAGACAAGUGACAUCUGUGUCCAUUUGGCCUUUUAAGUGUUGUAAUAACGGUAUCUUGGGCUCCAAGUGUUUCUCCUCAGGAAAACAUUACUGGGAAGUGGAUGUGUCUGAGAAAAAUGCCUGGACCCUGGGAGUUUACACUAGAAAACGAACUUUAAGGUUUGAUGUUAGACAACGCAAAAGUCAGCCAAAUGGUUACCACAGAUACAAACCACAGAAUGGUUACUGGGUUAUAGGGUUACAGCAUGGAUCAAAGUAUAGUAUUUUUGAGGAUUCUUCCAACUGUGACCCUACAGUUCUGAACCCCUUUGUGGCCAUCCCUCUCCAUCGGGUUGGGGUUUUCCUUGACUGUGAAGAGGGCAUAGUGUCCUUCUUCAAUGUCACCAACCAUGGGUCACUCAUUUACAAGUUCUCCCAAUGCUGCUUUUCCCAACCUGCCUUUCCAUACUUCAAUCCUUGGGACUGCCCAGCCCCCAUGACCCUGUGUCCUUUGAACUCCUGAGUUGUCUCAUUCUCAUCCAUUUCUGGUCUUACUUCUUGCCUUGAUGCUCACCUUCUGGAUGUAAUUGUGCUGUUCAGGCAUCUCUUCCCAUGGUCUACCUUCUGUCAUACUUGGAUGUGGUAUAUCUGGCAUCAUUUAGAAGAGAUGCUUACCAUUUACUCUAGCUCAUAUUCUCAAAAAAGCCUAAAGCUAGGAUAAUAUCCGUGCCCUCUGACUUCCAUAUUUCCCUUUGUCUUAAAGAAAGGUGACAAAGUCUAUUAGCCACUACUCAUCCUUGUUGUUUAAGACAAUCCAUAAGAACUGACUCCUGACCACAACUAAUGAAUUUUUAACACUAUGUCACUCUCAGGAUACCUCAUGUUCAACAAGAAGUCAAGGAAUAGAAAGUAUGAAUAGCAACACAUAACCUAGAGUUGAGGUUAUGCCUAGUAUACAAAUUCAAAUGCUGCCUCUUACAAACUAAUCAAUUCUGAGGUUCUUAAACUGAAAAUUGAAGUGCAUUUGACUUAUGAUUGUUGUAUGAAACUAGAUAUGUGUAAAUAUAAAAUACCCAUUUAACUGUUGUACAUAAUAAUAUAUGGGCCUAUAGCCCAUUGUACUCAGUGGAAUAUUUUGUGGAAUAUUUGGAGUACUAUAAAUACCUGUUGUCUUUAAAUGCUAGUUUGUCUUCCUUGCCAGUUUGGUUUUAUAUGCAUAAUCUCAUGUGGAGUAUGUCUGAUUUUUUUUUUUUAAAAAAGGGUUGGUCUUCACUCUUGUUCUAAAUUACUACAAUUCACUUGCAGCUAA